CAUCUCUAGCAGCCUUGCUAAAAGAAGCCACAUCAAGUCGCCGAGGCAACUUUACCAUUUUACCAGCACGAAAGUCGAUGGCCAUGUCAUCGAAUUGCCAUACUUGUUAUUUGGUUAAAUGGCGUUCUGCCCGUGCGUGGCUUUCGCAGCUACCCCAAUUCUCUAUUCCCUUACACUCGCUAAACGCUACACCUCGUAUCCAGCAUGCGUACUUCCAUUAUUGCGGGUGUGGGUGCGCUGGUAGGCAGCGUGACUGCAUUGCCUCAAGGAAAUCUUCUUGGACUGCCGCUCGAUAUUGCAACGCUGCUCAAGUCCCUUGGACCGGCGCCGGCAAGUGAUCCAAGGUUUACGAACUUCAAGCCUGCUGGGAGUGGUGAUGUACGAUCCCCAUGCCCAGGACUGAACGCUCUCGCAAACCACAACUUCAUUCCUCACAAUGGCCGCAAUAACACCAUCCCCGUCCUGAUCAAGGGCCUUGCCGAAGGAAUGAACAUGGGCGCAGACUUCACCGUCGCCAUUGGCGGCGCAGGCCUCUUGGCCUCGCCUAACCCACUCGGCGGCUCCUUCGACCUCGACGAUCUGAACAUGCACAACUUCCCUAUCGAGCAUGACGCCUCUAUGUCACGACAAGACGCCGCGCUUGGUAACGACCAACCGUUUUACAACCCCAACUGGCAACAGUACAUUUCUUUCUUUGAUGGAAAAGCAACGACCGAUGUGCCCACGGCUAGCAAAGCAAAGUUCGCGCGAUACAACGACAGUUUGACCAAGAACCCAGCCUUCACAUACGGCAUUCGUGAGGCAAUUUUCAGCUACGGCGAAAACGCGAUCUAUUUGCAAGCUAUGAGCGAUCCGGUGACUGGCAAGGCGCAGGUCAGCUAUGUGAAGAGUCUGUUCGAGCAGGAGAAGUUGCCCUUCAAUUUGGGCUGGAGACCGAGCACGCUUCCAAUUACGUUGCCCAGUUUGGGCGCCAUGGUGGUCCAGUUGUAUGGGAACAGUCCGCAGCCAAUUCCUGAGGGGGCCAAGAUCCUUGCGGAUUCCUACAAAGAUGCGCUUGUGGCUGUUGCGGGAGGGAGCCAGAUCUUAGCGAAUUUGACACAGGGCAUCAGUUCGGCACUGGGAUUGUGAAGUAGUCUCGAAGUAAAAGGAGCGCAAAUGUGUUUCUGAUACACUCUUGAAUGAAUUACAUUGAGGGAUGUUGACUUAAGUCCACGUAAGGUGAAGGUGAUGUUGUACUGGUGCUGUUACUCAAUACAAAGAUCCGGCUGUUCAACGGUACUGAUUGUGAGCCAUUGGUCUACUCUCCGUCGUAGUUAUAACGAUGUCCAGUAUAAUU
Dothidotthia symphoricarpi CBS 119687 is the source of this 1336-nucleotide messenger RNA. RefSeq names its product Cloroperoxidase. Lineage: Eukaryota; Fungi; Ascomycota; Dothideomycetes; Pleosporales; Dothidotthiaceae. Gene Ontology annotation, molecular function: peroxidase activity. The record is from RefSeq and is a predicted model, not a curated record. The coding region runs from base 205 to 1128 and encodes 307 amino acids. The transcript is spliced from 4 exons.